AUGACCAGGGGGGGGGGGGGGGGGGGGGGGGGGGGGGGGGGGGGGGGGGGGGUGGGGGGGGGGGUGGGGGGGGGGGGGGGGGGGGGGGGGGGGGGGGGGGGGUGGGGGGGGGGGGGGGGGGGGGGGGGGGGGGGGGGGGGUGGGGGUGGGGGGGGGGGGGGGGGGGGGGGGGGGGGGGGGGGGGGGGGGGGGGGGGGGGGGGGGGGGGGGGGGGGGGGGGGGGGGGGAUAG
Molecule: messenger RNA, 231 nt
Organism: Dicrocoelium dendriticum
Lineage: Eukaryota; Metazoa; Platyhelminthes; Trematoda; Plagiorchiida; Dicrocoeliidae
Source: the annotation of a GenBank genome assembly